Messenger RNA from Drosophila elegans, 599 nucleotides. It is a transcript of the gene Cpr47Ea, whose product is annotated as cuticle protein CP14.6. The transcript has 4 exons. Lineage: Eukaryota; Metazoa; Arthropoda; Insecta; Diptera; Drosophilidae. Gene Ontology annotation, cellular component: chitin-based extracellular matrix. The record is from RefSeq and is a predicted model, not a curated record. Gene Ontology annotation, molecular function: structural constituent of chitin-based larval cuticle. Bases 43 to 450 code for a protein of 135 amino acids.
CUUCCAGCGCAGUACCCGCUAUCAAGUCGCGAAUCCGAAGUCAUGACGAUCACCCACGCCUCCUUCGCAGCCGUCGUUUUGGCCCUCUGCUGCCUGAGUUUGGUCCAUGGCCAGCCACAGCGAGGACUUCCCCCGCCCCGCGGCAACUCCUUCGAUGCGAAUGCCGUCAUACUCAAGCAGAACUUCGACCUCAAUCCCGAUGGCUCAUAUCAGUACAACUACGAGACGAGCAAUGGAAUCCGAGCGGAUGAGGCUGGCUACUUGAAAAACCCGGGCAGUCAGUUGGAGGCUCAGGUAAUGCAGGGAUCUUACUCGUACACCGGACCCGAUGGCGUGGUCUACACCAUCACCUACAUUGCUGAUGAGAACGGAUACCGUGCCGAGGGUGCUCACAUACCCACUCCGCCUCCAGUUCGUGCCGCCGCCGCUCCCGGAAGAUUCUUCAAGUAAUCCCCAGCGUAUUAGAUUCGUGUUCCAAUUCUUCAUCGUUAUGCCCAAGUUGAAAAUCGUUACGUUGUGGGUCAGUUAAGCUGACCAAAAGUGAACCAGAUACAAACAAGAGAGAUCCAUCAUCCUUUCCCACCCACAACCAUUUCCAU